AUGAGUUAAUAGAAAUUGUUUAUGUGUUAACAUAUAGAACAUGAAGGUGAAGAUAUAUAAGGUUUCUGUUUAAACUUGAGUUGCUAAGAUUUAAGAUCUUAGUUCUGUCUUCAAUGUGCAAUUGAUCCUAUGAAACAUACCAAUUGUAAGAAAGACUUAAAAGGAUUUGGUUAAGUUUAAAGUUUUGUCACUAAAUUCAAUUAAUAUAUAUGUGAAUUAACAAAUUAAUUGAAUGAAUCCUUUGGAUAAGUCAAAAUAAAAUAUGAAGAAUCUUCAAAAUAAUUGGAAAACAUGAAAAAAUAAUUAUUUAAACUAUCUGAAUAUUUAAGUUAAUAAGAUUAUCAAUAAAUGAAGGAUAAUUUACAGUUGAUUAAGGAGUGGUAUUAAUAUUAGAAUAAUAAAGAGAAGAUUUCUAAAAUGAAUUAAAUAGGUAUUAGUGAAAUUCAUAUUUAUAGGAAAUUCACUAAUAGAUCGGAAGAGCGUCGUGUAGGGAAAGAGUGUAGAUCUCGGUGGUCGCCGUAUCAUUAAAAAAAACAGGAGGUCUCCAAGAUA
Messenger RNA from Paramecium primaurelia, 552 nucleotides. The record is from the annotation of a GenBank genome assembly. Lineage: Eukaryota; Ciliophora; Oligohymenophorea; Peniculida; Parameciidae.